Penaeus indicus is the source of this 780-nucleotide messenger RNA. RefSeq lists its product as uncharacterized. The coding region runs from base 1 to 780 and encodes 259 amino acids. The record is from RefSeq and is a predicted model, not a curated record. Lineage: Eukaryota; Metazoa; Arthropoda; Malacostraca; Decapoda; Penaeidae. The transcript has 8 exons. Gene Ontology annotation, cellular component: extracellular matrix.
AUGGUUUUCAAGGUCUUCGUCGUGUUUUCCCUCGCGGCCGUUGUCCUCGCUCUGCCCGAGACUGGUUAUCCUAGCCACGAGGAACCAGCCAAGUACUCGUUCAACUACGAGGUGAAGGACGAGCCAUCUGGCAACGACUUCGGCCACCAGGAGGCUCGAGACGGCGCCCACACUCAGGGCGACUACUUCGUCAAGCUUCCCGACGGCCGCCUGCAGCAGGUCGCUUACACCGUGGACGGCGACUCCGGCUUUGUGGCCGAGGUCAGCUACGAGGGAGAGGCCCAAAGUCCAGGAUUCAAGGGCGAUGCGGAUUGCCAAUUUCGUGGUGUAUCUGAAAAAUUAUAUUGUAUCCGCUUGCAGAAUCUAGUAGGAAUUAUUGAUAACUUAGCAGAAUUAAAAGUGAGUACAAAAACAAGAUUUAAGAGGAAAAUGACGGUCUUCGUCGUGUUUUCCCUCGCGGCCGUUGUCCUCGCUCUGCCCGAGACUGGUUAUCCUAGCCACGAGGAACCAGCCAAGUACUCGUUCAACUACGAGGUGAAGGACGAGCCAUCUGGCAACGACUUCGGCCACCAGGAGGCUCGAGAUGGCGCCCACACUCAGGGCGACUACUUCGUCAAGCUUCCCGACGGCCGCCUGCAGCAGGUCGCUUACACCGUGGACGGCGACUCCGGCUUCGUGGCCGAGGUCGAUGCCAUCUGCAAGCAGCCCGAGACCGAUCUAGCAAGUAUGCGCGACAGUGACUCGAGGUACAAAGAUACAGCCUAUUGUGGGUUUGCCUAA